UAUAUCUUCCCCAUAUAGUCAUCCUCAUCACCCUAAGCAAGCACCACCAUGGCUGAAGAGAAGCACCACCACCACCACCUCUUCCCCCACAAGAAGGAGGAAGACAUGCCUACAGACGUAGGUGUGUACUCUGAGACCACCUAUGCCGCCGAUGGCAUGGGUGACUACUCUGCAACCACUGAAGCUGUGGUGGUGGAAGAAACCCAUGAUUAUAAGAAGGAGGAGAAGCACCACAAACACCUCGAACACCUCGGCGAGCUUGGCGCCACCGCGGCUGGUGUCUAUGCCUUGCAUGAGAAACACAAGGCAAAGAAAGACCCGGAGCAUGAACACAAGCACAAGGUAGAGGAAGAAAUAGCAGCUGCAGUGGCAGUUGGAGCUGGUGGAUAUGCAUUCCACGAGCAUCAUGAGAAGAAAGAGGCCAAGAAAGAAGAUGAAGAGGCUUGCGGAAAGAAGCAUCACCACCUCUUUUAAGUGCCUUCCUGUCUCUCCUUUGAUCCAUUCCACGGAGUUGUGUUAUCUUUAUUAGCAAAUAUCAACUACCCUCAAUUAUUUUAUGUAUGGGUCUGAGUUUAGGUUUGAGUCUGAAUUCGAGUUUUUGUUUUAUUGUCCUAUCUGUGUGGACAUAGUAGAAGCCGUGUUUAUUGGUUAUGUACGUUCUUAUAAGCAUUGGCGUAAUAAUAUGGUUUGAG
Messenger RNA from Ilex paraguariensis (yerba mate), 692 nucleotides. NCBI's taxonomy places the organism in Eukaryota, Viridiplantae, Streptophyta, Magnoliopsida, Aquifoliales, Aquifoliaceae. The record is from the annotation of a GenBank genome assembly.